Zingiber officinale is the source of this 1273-nucleotide messenger RNA. RefSeq names its product cytidine deaminase 1-like. The coding region runs from base 123 to 1034 and encodes 303 amino acids. Gene Ontology annotation, cellular component: cytosol. Gene Ontology annotation, molecular function: zinc ion binding; cytidine deaminase activity. Lineage: Eukaryota; Viridiplantae; Streptophyta; Magnoliopsida; Zingiberales; Zingiberaceae. The record is from RefSeq and is a predicted model, not a curated record. The transcript has a single exon.
CCUCAUGGUCUCGAACGACAGACAACAAACCGAAGGCAGAGAGGCACAGCCAGGGGCGGGGCCAUUGUUUCGCAUCCCCCUUCCUAGCUUCCCGGAGAACCGAACAAGUGUAGACGGAAUCCAUGGAGCCGGCGAUCUCGACUGGCGGAAGGUUCGUGAUCGAGGCGGAGGAGGCGGAAGCGCUGGCCAAGGAGGCGGGCGUCACGGCCGUGAGGGAACUCGUACCCCUCCUCGUCCCCGCGGCCAAGCUGAUGGCGCGACCCCCCAUCUCCCGCUUCUCCGUCGGCGCCGUCGGGUUGGGCGCCAACGGCCGCAUCUUCGUCGGCGUCAACGUCGAGUUCCCUGGCCUGCCGCUGCAUCACUCCGUCCAUGCCGAACAGUUCCUGGUGGCCAACGCAGCUGCGCACGGCGAGUCCGCGAUCCUGUACAUCGCCGUAUCCGCCUUCCCUUGUGGCCACUGCCGCCAGUUCCUCCAGGAGAUCCGUGGCGCCGGGGAGAUUCAGAUCCUGGUCACCUCCGACGCCGACCCCGCCUUCCGCCCCCUGUCCUCCCUCCUGCCCCACCCUUUCGGCCCCCACGAUCUCCUCCCCAAGGGCGCGCCGCGCCUCCUCGAGCCGCACGAAAACGACCUCGGUGGCCUCGAUCGCAAUGGGGGCGGAGGAGGCGGCGAUUUGGGGCAGAGGAUGCGGGAGGCCGCGAAGGCGGCGGCUAGGGCAUCGCACGCGCCGUACUCCGGGUGCGCGGCGGGGUUUUCUGUGGCCGACGGGAAGGAAAGGGUGUACGCCGGGUCCUACGUGGAGUCGGCCGCGUACAACCCUAGUCUCGGCCCCGUCCAGGCAGCGAUGAUCGCCUGCCUGGCCGCUGGCGGCGGGGGCGAGGGAGAGGUCGUCGGGAAGGGGAUCGUGGAGGCGGUCCUAGUGGAGAAGGAGGCCGCGGCGGUGUCCCACGAAUCGACGGCGAGGAUCUUCCUCGCGGCCGUGUCGCCGGCCGCGCGCCUGGAGGUCUUCCGCUUCGAGUCCUCCGCCGCGGAGUGACUUCGUGCAGGCGGUCACGAUCAUCCAUAAAUAUUAAUUAACGGUCACGAUUCAAUGCCAUAUAUCAAGGAUCAAACUAUAUUGUAUGCGUGUGUGUAUUCUCGUGCUUUUCCUAAUUCGUGCAAAGGAGUGAAAAAUCUCGUAAUAAGAGAAGCUUUAGCGUACAAGCAAGUCAUCACAGCACAGCAUUCCCAGGAAUGUUCUAUCGCACUCACUCAAUGGAUUGAUUUGAGAUAAUA